Anopheles gambiae (African malaria mosquito) is the source of this 1218-nucleotide messenger RNA. RefSeq names its product KH domain-containing protein 3-like. Lineage: Eukaryota; Metazoa; Arthropoda; Insecta; Diptera; Culicidae. The transcript has 2 exons. The record is from RefSeq and is a predicted model, not a curated record. Bases 1 to 1218 code for a protein of 405 amino acids.
AUGCGGCAUACCGAAGAAUUGCUACGCUUGGAGGAAUCUUUUGACAGCGAUUCAUCUUUGUCAGAAAAUGGAGAACGAACCUCGCAAUGGGCGGAACAACAGUUGAACGCAGCACCUGAUGAAAGCGAAGAGGAGCGAGUGUCUACCAACAACCCGGCCACAGCGUCAGGACAGCAGAGUGAGUAUCUGGCUCAGCCACAACGCGAUGCGCAGGUCCGCGCCAUGGAACAGCAGCCACGCCUCGAGCAGGUUCCCGUCUCGGAGCGGCAGCUGUGCGAGCAGUUUAUCGGCAUGGAUAUGCAGCAGCGGGCUGUGUUGCAGCAGGGCUGUGUGGUGCGUUCCCCGUCCAGGCGCAAGGCCCCGCGCAGGUUCCCGAUACGCAGCAGCAGCGGUGUGGUGCAAGGCCCCGUGCAGGUUCCCGAUUCGCAUCAGCAGCGGUGUGACGUGUACCCCGUCCAGGUACAAGACCCCGUGCAGAUUCCCGAUACGCAUCAGCAGCGGUGUGGCGUGUACCCCGUUCAGGUGCAAGGCCCCGUGCAGAUUCCCGAUUCGCAGCAGCAGCGGUGUGGCGUGUACCCCGUUCAGGUGCAAGGCCCCGUGCAGGUUCCCGAUACGCAGCAGCGGAGUGGUGUGUACCCCGUCCAGGUACAAGGCCCCGUGCAGGUUCCCGAUUCGCAGCAGCAGCGGAGUGGUGUGUACCCCGUCCAGGUGCAAGGCCCCGCGCAGGUUCCCGAUUCACAGCAGCAGCGGUGUGAUGUGUACCCCGUCCAGGUGCAAGGACCUGUGCAGGUUCCCGAUUCGCAUCAGCAGCGGUGUGGCGCGUACCCCGUCCAGGUGCAAGAAUCCGUGCAGGAUUCCGAUUCGCAGCAGCAGCGAAGUGGAGUGUACCCCGUCCAGGUGCAAGGCCUCAUGCAGGUUCCCGAUUCCCAGCAGCAGCGGUGUGGUAUGUACCCCGUCCAGGUGCAAGGCCCCGUGCAGGUUUCCGAUUCGCAACAGCAGCGGAGUGGCGUGUACCCCGUCCAGGUGCAAGGCCCCGUGCAGGUUCCCGAUUAUCAGCAAAAGCGACGUGGUGUGUACCUCGCACAGGUACACACCCAGGAGAAUGUUUCUAUGUUGGAGGAGCAUAAAUGUAGCCCGUACCCCGUCCAGGUACGAUGCAAUACGCAUACGAAGAGCAUACGAAGAUUCCACCAUAGCCUGUGGAUUUACGGCAGUUGA